Messenger RNA from Dichotomopilus funicola, 2328 nucleotides. RefSeq lists its product as uncharacterized. Gene Ontology annotation, molecular function: protein-folding chaperone binding. The transcript is spliced from 4 exons. The record is from RefSeq and is a predicted model, not a curated record. The coding region runs from base 1 to 2328 and encodes 775 amino acids. NCBI's taxonomy places the organism in Eukaryota, Fungi, Ascomycota, Sordariomycetes, Sordariales, Chaetomiaceae.
AUGGUGGUGCACAGCCAAGGCGAAUCUCAACUUCCCAUUGCCACGAUCGUAUCCUACGCCCUUUCGUCGUUCGAGGCACUACUGUCCGCACUGGAUGAUACGCUCGCCGAAAGGGCAGCUGCUGUGUCUCGCCUUGCACGGUUCAAGCUAUGGGCCGGAAGUCUGGGCGCGCAUCGCCCGUCGGGAAGUCGCUCGCUUGCGUACCGGCUUCGCGACGCCUCGACAAUUAAGAAUCACGUCGUCUCGUUGCUUCAAGGCCUCUGCGAAUCAGUUGACGAGGGAGUACGGACUGCAAAAGAGACAAGUGGAGAAGUCUCGGUUCUGGCCGCUCAGCAAAAUGUCGAGGUUGAGGAUGGAGACUCGACCGAUGUUGCUCUAGAAGACUACUUCCGGGAUGACGAUGGGCAUUCCGAAUUCGGUCGCAUCCUAGAUGACGUUGGGCACAUCGUCGACUGUCUCUUCAGACUGGCGAUAACGAUCCGGAACCCUGCGCCACACGACCACUUCAAAUCAAGAGUCGGGACAGAUUUGGUCAGCGUCUACGAACAAUGGGAUAUCGAACAUAUCCGCGAGAAAUUCCCUAACGCCCUCCCCGAGCUCGCGGAGCGACUUGGUAAGGCUACCGCACGCCGGCGGCAGUAUUUCAAGUACCGCGAGGAGCAUGUCGGUGAACUUGCCGAGGGACUAGAUACCGCGGAGGUCGUGGAGGGCGAUGGGGGAGACAAGGCAACGACCAAAGCGUCAUCUAUUCCCAACUAUCUCAAGGAAUCGCACGCCAUAGAUAACUUUGCCGAAGUAGACGCCGAGUCCAACAUCUCCAGGACCUCAUACGCUGUGUCGACAGCCAGUGAAACGCAGCUACGAGUCCCUCCGCUGCCAGAGGAGUCCUCUGACGGCCCUUUCCAAUGCCCCUAUUGUCGCACGAUUGUGUCAAUCAACACGAGACACGACUGGAAAAAACAUGUCUUCCGGGAUCUCCGGCCAUACCGGUGCCCCUACGGCAGUUUGUGUGAUGGCUUCGGUUCGGUCCGGGACUUUGAAGAACACGUCAAAGGGAAGCACUCGACCCACGGGUCAUUCGACACGCUGCAGAGACUGAGUAGCCACACUGAUCUCGCGAGAGCUAAAGGGAAUUGCCCUCUCUGUUCCGAUUUCCAUAUCAUCUCGCACAAGCAAUAUAUCUCGCACGUGGCCGCCCAUCUCGAGCAGCUUGCACUGUUUGGUCUGCCUAGUACGAACAGCGAAGGAGAGGAAAUCAACCAUAUCUGGAGCAAAAGCAACAGCCAAGGUGGAGAUGGGAAGGGGGACGAGGUCGAAAGUCCUUCCAGCGUGGAAACCAACUAUAUCGCGCGGCGCGAGCGUACCUACAGCGACCUUGGUAUGGAAGAGAUGGAUGAAGAUGAGGGAGAGUUCACCGCUCCUCUCAGGCAAUUACAUAAGCCGCCACUUGACGUGGGCAGUGAUCCUUACAUUCAAGAAGCAGCACAGGCGUCGGUGCUGGGCGAGAUGGCGGACGCGCUGACGCGCCCCUCCGAGCAACAGGCCAACGAGCAGAUCUUCUCGCUGUCGGCUGCGCAAUACAAUGACCUGACCUGGCAAGAUUUCCUCCAGCAGGCUGCCACGUCCGCCGAAAGGUCGACGAGCCAAGGGAGACGCAAUCUUGCCGGGGCUCUGGCAACCAUGCGCACCUCCGGAAGGCAAGAGCAAGACAACGUGCAUGGAAGGCAGUUAGGGGUGGAUGACACCUCCCCUUCAAGCCCCCUGGUACAGCCCGAUCUAGCCACAGACCCCACGUUUGAGCCAGUACGGCCUCAAAUACCGUCGACGCACUGGAGUGUAUCCGAGACUGAUGGCUUCCCCUGGCUGCUCCGCACUUUCGGCACAGAUUGGGUGAAGAUUGCCGAAUGCAUGACAACCAAAACAGCAGUUAUGGUUGAGAAUUUCUACGCCAGACAUAUAAAAGAGAGCGUCAAGCCAGAGUGGGAGCUGAUUGCAAAGGAGGCCGAUGCCAGGAGGCGGAGGCAGGAGAAGCAGCCCGAGCGCGCUCCUCCUCCUGAUGGACCCUUGGAGCGGAUAAACAAGAUAUUUUUCGGCUUUCAAAAUGAAAUGUGGCCUCGCUGCGAAGAGUUCAUUGCAAACCCCCCAGGGACGGCUUCCGAGGUUAAGGAAAGGCACAGGGCGUUGACUGAAAGGGUGAUGCAAGACGUGCUUUUGUCCCUGGACAACGUGGACAUAGAAAGCAACGAUGGCGCUCGUCAAGCGCGGAAGGGGGCAAUCAUCGCAGUGCGUUACCUGCUGAGCCGUAUGGACGCGGUGCUUCGUUCUUAA